Polyodon spathula (Mississippi paddlefish) is the source of this 1022-nucleotide messenger RNA. RefSeq names its product proteasome activator complex subunit 1-like. The transcript is spliced from 10 exons. The coding region runs from base 133 to 882 and encodes 249 amino acids. Gene Ontology annotation, biological process: regulation of G1/S transition of mitotic cell cycle; positive regulation of endopeptidase activity; regulation of proteasomal protein catabolic process. Gene Ontology annotation, cellular component: cytoplasm; proteasome activator complex; nucleoplasm. Lineage: Eukaryota; Metazoa; Chordata; Actinopteri; Acipenseriformes; Polyodontidae. The record is from RefSeq and is a predicted model, not a curated record. Gene Ontology annotation, molecular function: endopeptidase activator activity.
GCGCCACACUCAAAGCGAUUUUGAAUUCUGCUUUCGUUUUUUCGUACUGCUGAGUAAUUGUCGAGUUCGCCAGUCUUUCUUGGAAAUACACGGUUUAAAACCUUAAUAGCAGGAGUAUAUCUGCUUACAAAAAUGACUACUUUGGAAAUACGCCCCGAAGCGAAAAAGCAGAUCGAUGACUUCUGUGAGCAGCGCAACAAAGAGGCUGGGUCCCUGCUGGCUGUCACCUUCCCCAGGAAGAUUGCAGAGUUGGAUGGCUUCUUAAAGGAGGGGGCGCUGAACGUGCAGGACCUGAGCUCUCUCCGGGCAGAGCUGGACAUUCCCAUCCCUGACCCGGCCAAAGAGGAACUGAAGAAGAAGAAAAAGGAGGAGGAAGAGAAAGAGAAGGGUGGAAAGGAGGAGGAUAAAGAUGACGAAGAUAAAGGCCCCCCCUGUGGCCCUAUCUCCUCGAACCCGCACAUCCAGUCUCUGCUCCUCAGACUCAAGCCGCAGAUUCAGUCUGUGAAGGAGGCUGUCAACUCUGUCAGUCUCUGGGUUCAGCUCCAGAUCCCCAGAAUUGAGGACGGGAACAAUUUUGGGGUGGCAGUGCAGGAGAAAAUAUUUGAACUGAUGACUGGAACUCGGACCAAGAUUGAAGGAUUUCAGACUCAGAUCUCAAAGUAUUUCUUAGAGAGAGGGGACACAGUUGCCAAGGCCUUGAAGCAGCCCCACGUGGGAGACUACAGGCAGCUGGUUCAUGAACUGGAUCAGAACCAGUACACUGAGAUCCGGCUCAUGGUUCUGGAGAUCCGGAACAUUUACGCUGUCCUGUACGACAUCAUCUACAAGAAUUUCGACAAGAUCAUGAAACCCAAAGGAGAUUCAAAGGCUUUGAUCUACUGAGAGACACACACACAGACAGACAGACAGACAGACAGUGCCUUUCCUCUGCUGUGAAUAUCUUUCACACACUUUGAUCAUAUUCACCGUAUUGAAUUGUGUCUCGAUUAAUAAUAUUAAAAGCAACUAUUACAUUUGAAAAU